AUGUCGCUCCUUCGUCUUACUGCCCGCAGAUCUGUCAACUCUGCUCUCUUUAACGGCACCCCCGGAUUCGCUAGGGUUCCUCUUCUUGCUCGCUCACUUGCUAGCAAUGCAGCACAGAAAGAUGAAAAGGAGGAGCUGAUGAAGCACGCCCCAGGCUGGAAGCACGAAAACGCCUCGGAGAGCGAAGCGAGCGUCAAGGCGGAUCGAGAGCCCCAUUCUCGAGAUGUCUCGCACAUGCAGGACGACACGGUCAAGCACCUGAAGCAGGGUGAAGAGGACUUUGUCGACCACAUCAAGGCCAAGGCUACCGAGACGGCACAGGGGUAUAUGGACAAGGCAAAGUCGAUGGGUUCUCAGGCUUCGGACCAAGGUGGGGAGUAUGUUGACAAGGCCAAGCAGGCUGGCCAACAGGCUAAGGAGGAGUACGGUGACAAGAACCAGAAGGCUAGUCAACAGGCCAGGGAGGUUGGUGACAAGACCAAGGCGAUGGGAUCCAAGUUGCCGGACCAGGCCAAGAAGGUUGGAGAGGAGGCCAAGUCGAUGGGAUCAAAGGUAUCAGAGUAUGGAGGGGAGUAUGUGGACCAGGCCAAAAAGGCCGGACAAAAGUACUUGAAGGAAGAAGAUUACGUUGUGCGGGCGAAGGACGGUGCGCAGAAGGUGAGCGACUUUGUCAAGAGCACAGUUGACUCUGCCAAGAAGGCAGUCGGGAUGGAGAGUAGCAGCAGCGGCAAUAACACCAAGCACUAA
Messenger RNA from Linnemannia hyalina, 747 nucleotides. The record is from the annotation of a GenBank genome assembly. NCBI's taxonomy places the organism in Eukaryota, Fungi, Mortierellomycota, Mortierellomycetes, Mortierellales, Mortierellaceae.